AUGACCUGCUGUCGGCGUGCGAUGACCUGCGGUCGGCGUGAGAUGACCUGCGGUCGGUGUGAGAUGACCUGCGGUCGGUGUGCGAUGACCUGCGGUCGGUGUGAGAUGACCUGCGGUCGGCGUGAGAUGACCUGCGGUCGGCGUGAGAUGACCUGCGGUCGGUUUGAGAUGACCUGCGGUCGGCGUGAGAUGACCUGCGGUCGGUGUGAGAUGACCUGCGGUCGGUGUGCGAUGACCUGCGGUCGGUGUGAGAUGACCUGCGGUCGGCGUGAGAUGACCUGCGGUCGGCGUGAGAUGACCUGCGGUCGGUUUGAGAUGACCUGCGGUCGGCGUGAGAUGACCUGCGGUUGGUGUGAGAUGACCUGCGGUCGGUGUGAGAUGACCUGCGGUCGGCGUGUCAGGACCAUCAUGCAACUGACAGGGAUCCAGCAGCAGCCACUGGACCUUGCAUCCCAGCAGAAACUGUAG
Haliotis rufescens (red abalone) is the source of this 468-nucleotide messenger RNA. Its product is annotated as keratin-associated protein 5-1-like. Lineage: Eukaryota; Metazoa; Mollusca; Gastropoda; Lepetellida; Haliotidae. The coding region runs from base 1 to 468 and encodes 155 amino acids. The transcript has a single exon. The record is from RefSeq and is a predicted model, not a curated record.